Molecule: messenger RNA, 552 nt
Organism: Dujonia railenensis
Lineage: Eukaryota; Fungi; Ascomycota; Pichiomycetes; Serinales; Debaryomycetaceae
Source: the annotation of a GenBank genome assembly
AUGUUUACCAGAUCCGCCAUAGCAUCUAUCAGAAGAACCGGAGCCAGCAGCUUGGUAGCUGCCUCCAGAGCCUCAUUGGCCACUCCUAUGGUGCCAGCCAUGAUGACUGUCGCACCAAAGAGAAUGUACCACGACAAAGUGCUCGAUCAUUACGCCAACCCAAGAAACGUUGGUGUUUUAAACAAGCUUUCCAACGAUGUCGGAACAGGACUCGUUGGUGCCCCAGCCUGUGGGGAUGUCAUGAGACUCCAGAUCCAAGUGGACGAUGCCACCGGAGUCAUAAAGGAUGUCAAGUUCAAGACCUUCGGAUGCGGUUCGGCCAUUGCCUCCUCUUCUUACGUGACUGAAGUCAUCAAGGGUAAGACCUUGGAAGAAGCAUUGAAGGUUAAGAAUACCCACAUCGCCAAGGAGUUAUCCUUGCCCCCAGUUAAGUUGCAUUGCUCUAUGCUUGCCGAAGAUGCCAUCAAGAGUGCAAUCAAGGACUACAAGACCAAGAGAAGUAGCAUGGCUAAGCCAACUCUUGGACCUGAUGCUGUUCCAGCUCACGCUUAG